AUGACGCAGCGCCCCAGGCCCGAGCGCAGCCCGUGCGCGAUGAGUCCGCCGCGGCCCGGCCGGCUGUCCGACCAGUGCGCCCGUGGGGCCGGCAGACUCCGGGGACCGGCCGGGGUCGCAAGAGGCCGCGGCUCCCGCUCCCACGCCCCGCUAGCGGUGGUGGCCGGUGAGCGGCCGCGUGCGGCGCUGUGGCCACAGCCCCCAUGUCUGCCCACGUUCUGCCCCACAAGGGCCUUCCGCUUACGGACCAUCGACCCCUUUCCUGCCGCGCUACCCACAGCGUCUGCCGCUUCAGGACUGCCCAGGGAUCUGCACACGGAGUUACUGGGCGCGGCUCCGUCCCGGGCUGCUGUCGCGUUCCAGACUCCACCCGUGUGGGUGAACAGCCGCGCCAGCGCACCCGGGAGGCUGGUUUUAAACCCACGGUCUACCGUCCAGGUCCCGGCAGGGCCUGUGGCUCCGCAGACAAGCCUAGAUGCACGGCGGGAGCCCCGGCGGGAGAGCUGCCUGUGCUGUGGCCGCCACGGGCCUGGCCAACAGGCCGUCCACCGGCCGCCACCCCCGCCGGGUCCACAGUGCCCGGAUCUCGGCCUGCAGGAGCCCUUGGCCGCCCGGCCUGCCGUCCACACCACGGCGGCUGCUGCGGACCCCAGCCCUGACCAGGGCACUGCCGCCGACACGCAGAGCCACCAGUGUCUGGCCGCCAGCAUCAAGACGCUGCGCCAACGGUCCGCUUAUGCCACGCAGCUCUUUGGCUACAUCGACGACCCCAGCAUGACCCGGCUUGUGGGCUGCAUUCCAGACUGGCCAGCGGUCCAGCACCGGUGGUCACCGCUGCCGGGUGUGCGGCACCUCGCCAUUGCCGGGGGUCACGCCUUAGUGCUGCUCUACGCGGUCACCAAGAAGGGAAUCCCGGAAGAGCCGAAGGCCUUCUCUGAGCUCAUCCCAGAGGUCAAAGCUGACGACAGCUGUCUGAGUGGAUCCCGGAUGCAGACCUGGGCUCAGAGCCCACCCGGCUCCCGCAGGGUCCGCUACCAGCGCAGAGGCCCAGGCGCUCGGCACCCGCGGCUCGCUGGAUUUCGCCAGUGGAUGGAGUCAGGGACUCUGGUGGUGAACUCCACGCCUCCCCCAGAAACUGUGUGCACCAUCUGCUCCUGGGCCCACUUGCCUCUGAAGCCCAGUAUCCGGGAUGAGCCAGAGGACGCCACGCGGCCCUCCUCAGACCAGCAGGCAGUGAUGCUCGGAGCAGCAGGCCCCAAAACACAGUGGCCGCCUCCUUUCAUCUCUCACGCAAGUCGGAGGAGCUCCGUCCUCGCCGAGCGUCGCAAGAUCCACCUGCUGGAGCUGCCCGGGAAGAAAGCCCCCCAGAGCAAGGGGGACCACGUCGGGGGGGGGGGGGCCCAGCCACGCAAGGCCCCAAGAAGCCCUUCUAGCCCCAAGUCCCUUGGAAAGAUCCUGGACAAACGCUCGGCUGCCGCCGCCCAGGACGGGAGGGCCUCGCGCUGGAGGCCCGUCCCACCACGGCCUCCGUGCCCCGCGCCCUCCUCCGCCGCCGAGACCCCCGCCUCUCCCGACCGCCCGGGCGCCAAGGCCCCAGUCAGUCCCCGGCUCCGGAAGAGCGGGGCCGCCGUCCGCAAACCCCUCCGCAGGCCGCGCCGCCGACGUCCCCGCGCCCACAAACCAGGGCCGGAGCCCGAACCCCGAGGCGCCGCGGGGCGGGCACUGAGCCGCCGGAAGUGCGCGCGCGGCCCUCCGGGAGAUGCAGUCCGGCGCAGGCGCAGUGGCGGCCGAAGGCGUUCCGGCCUUUGUGUCGCCGUCGGGCGGCAGGAAGUUGACGUUCUGAAGUCACGAGAGGUAACGACAGCUUGGCCCGCCCGGGCCUCCGUGAUCGAGGACGCGGGUUCUGGCCUCAUGGGCUCUCCAGCCGCCCUGGAAGACGGACGUUGCUUUCCGAAGCCAGACGUCAUCUCCCUGCUGGUGCAAGAGGCAGAGCCGUGGGCAGUAGACUCCGGAGUUCCCCAGGGUGUGUGCCCAGAGUUGGAAACUAGACCCAAAGUCAAACUGUCAGCUCCAAAGCAAGGCAUCUCUGAAGAAGAAUCGACCAGUGUUGUCCUGGUAGAAAUAUUCCUAUGGGAUGGUCUGUUGUACUGCACGGGUGAGGACACCAAGGGCUGCUGGGAAUGGAGUCGUGAGUGCCCAGAGAGCUGUGUGGUGCAGGUGGCCUUCACGUCUGAGGACACAGUAACUCAGGAGCAGUGGCAAGGGAAUGGGUUUGGAAACUUGAGUCAGAGCCUCAAUCUCACAACUGAACCAGUGACUCCUAAAAGGCGUGGCCCCCACACAUGGGGAAUACACAGAAAGAUGGAGAAGCCAGACUCAAAGUUGAAUGCUCUACAGAAAACCUAUGCAAAAGAAAAACUUUACAAAUGUAAGGAAUGUGGAAAGGCCUUUAGUCACAGCUCAGCACUUGUUGAACACCACCAAACGCACACAGGAGAGAGACCUUAUGAAUGUCAUGAAUGUGGAAAAGCCUUCCGAAACAGCUUAGCACUUACCAAACACCAGAGAAUCCAUACUGGGGAGAAACGCUAUAAAUGCACUCAGUGUGGGAGGACCUUCAACCAAAUUGCCCCGCUGAUCCAGCACCAGAGAAUUCACACAGGCGAGAAGCCCUACGAAUGCAGUGAAUGUGGAAAAUCUUUCAGUUUUAGGUCCUCCUUUAGUCAGCAUGAGCGGACUCACACAGGUGAGAAGCCCUAUGAGUGCAGCGAGUGUGGCAAAGCCUUUUGCCAGAGUAUCCACCUCACCCAGCACCUGCGAAUCCACACGGGGGAGAAACCCUAUCAGUGUGGAGAGUGCGGCAAAGCCUUCAGCCACAGCUCGUCUUUAACCAAACAUCAGCGAAUCCACACUGGGGAGAAACCCUACAAGUGCCACGAGUGUGGAAAAGCCUUCAGCCAGAGCACACCCCUGACCAAGCACCGGAGGAUUCACACGGGAGAGAAGCCCUAUGGAUGCAAUGAGUGUGGGAAAACCUUCAGUCGUAGCUCCUCACUCAACCAGCACGAGCGGACUCAUACAGGCGAGAAGCCCUAUGAGUGCAGUCAGUGUGGGAAGGCCUUCCGGCAGAGCACACACCUCACUCAGCAUCAGAGGAUCCACACAGGGGAGAAACCCUAUGAGUGCAGCGACUGCGGCAAGGCCUUCAGCCACAGCUCAUCCCUAACCAAACAUCAGCGAAUCCACACUGGGGAGAAGCCCUACGAAUGUAAUGAAUGUGGCAGAGCCUUCAGCCAGCUUACUCCCCUCAUUCAACACCAGAGGAUCCACACAGGAGAGAAGCCAUAUGAGUGCAGGGACUGUGGGAAGGCCUUUACACACAGCUCCUCCCUUAGCAAGCACCAGAGAACUCACACUGGGUAGACCCACUACAGGUGCACUCAAUGUGUGCGGUCCCUGGGACACAGCACCACCCUCUCCCGAUCCGAGAGAACUCAUACUGGGGAAAGUCCCUAUACAUGCAGUCAGUGUGGAAGAGCCCUCAGGAGGUGUUCUCACAUUAUUCAACAUGAGAGGAUUCAUACUGGAGAACAUUAUGAAUGUAGUCAAUGUUGGCAAGCUUUCAACCAUGGCUUUUACCUUAUUUGA
Propithecus coquereli (Coquerel's sifaka) is the source of this 3648-nucleotide messenger RNA. RefSeq names its product zinc finger protein 135 (gene ZNF135). The record is from RefSeq and is a predicted model, not a curated record. NCBI's taxonomy places the organism in Eukaryota, Metazoa, Chordata, Mammalia, Primates, Indriidae. Gene Ontology annotation, biological process: regulation of transcription by RNA polymerase II. Gene Ontology annotation, molecular function: RNA polymerase II cis-regulatory region sequence-specific DNA binding; DNA-binding transcription factor activity, RNA polymerase II-specific.